Messenger RNA from Dentiscutata heterogama, 2184 nucleotides. NCBI's taxonomy places the organism in Eukaryota, Fungi, Glomeromycota, Glomeromycetes, Diversisporales, Gigasporaceae. The record is from the annotation of a GenBank genome assembly.
CGAGAAAAAAUUCGUCAGUUAACAGGAGUUCAUGAUUUAUUAAAGAAGAUUCAAUUUAUUUUUGAAUUGCCUACUAGACUGAAGUUAUGUCUAGAUCAGGAGUCUUAUGCGCAGGCUGUAAGAUAUUAUGCGAAAACAUCUCGUCUCUUAGAACAUUAUAGAAGUUUGUCGGUAUUUAGUUCAAUUGAAAGUGAAUGCAAAGAGAUUAUUGAUAAAGUUUCCAAGAAAAUUAGAGAAAACAUGACAAGUGAAAAUGCAACUGGCUCGGAGAUAACAGAUUGCAUAAUAUUAUUGAUUUCAUUGAAAGAACCUCCGCAACAACUCGCUAAAGAAUAUCUUGAUCUCCAAGAGACUUUUCUUUCCAAACUUUUGGUAACCACAGUUGACGAAAUGUCAAAUGUCCCUGCAGAUUAUCCCUUUAAAUCUUCAGAGGAUUAUCAAUUAACAACUUCAAAUGAAAGGGCUAUAAUCGAACUUUCUUAUUUAAAUGAAAAGUUUUUAAAGGAAUUAAAUAAGUUUGUUGAGUCUUUUAAUGGAUUCUUUUUACAACCAACAAAAGAAUGCAAAGAUGCCAAGUCGCCUGGGAAAUCCCCCGCAAAGUCUCCAAAAAAUAACGACCUUAUUCGAUAUGUUUCUACUAAUUUGGAUAUCGAAGUAAAAGAACUUGUGCGUAAGGAAUUUUUAGAAUUCAUUGAUGCAAUCACCUCAGAAUAUUUAACGAUUGUGGAUGGCCUAUUAGAAUUCCCAGAAAACAUAGUAGAUUUUAAACCAGAAACCCACGUAAAAUUACUUAAUAAACUUAACUUUGCUGCAUUAUCCUGUGCAAGCCUUUGCAGUGUCAUCAAAUUUGAUGAGCGUAUCAAAGAAGUAAUCAGUACAUGGGAGACAGGAAUUGGAAAGAGACUGUUCGGAAAUGCAGAAAAAGAACUUAUUGAGGAAUUUGUAGAGUUUUCUGAAAAACAGAAGACAAAAGUUUUUUCAUCAUCACAACAACGAUUCAAAUAUGUACAAACAUUUGUAUUGGAUACGGAAACUUGGUUGACCACAUAUUUAACAAAAGACUGUCUAAGGAUCAUAGAGGAAUGCAUGAAUACUGAAGUGCCAAUGUUUGAAAACAAAGAUGAUGUUGAAAAAUUUUUAAAAAAAUUUCAAGCCGAAUUUAGGGAAUUUUGGUAUUCUAUAAUAAAUUCUAUGAUGAAAUUUGUAACUCCAAUAAAUCCAUAUCCAAUAAAUCCACAAGAUCCACCACCACCAAUUAUUUCUCUAAUAAUGUCUCGCAUGUUACUAGAUUUCGGCGAAAUUAUCGUUACACAAGUUUACACAUCUUUUUCUGAUAGACUAUAUACUUCUCGAGAUAAUAAAAAUAGAUUUGCCGUUGAUGUUUAUGGUGGAUAUGGAGAACGUCAUGCUAUUUCUAAGGAGUUGACACAGGAUGUUAGAGAAAUUGUUGGAGUAUGUAAGGAUAUUGCACAGAGAAUUUUAGAACGAUAUGUGGAGAUUGUUGGAAAUCGAAUUUCCAUGAAUGUUCGUGGCCUUUAUACCAUGAAAUCAGGCACUACAGAUUUAACUGAUGCAUCACAACCAAUAGGUGUUUCAAAAAUAUGGAAUGUCAUUAUUACAGAAUUGGCACUUAUUGAAAAAGAAGUUGUGAUGCUCUACGGGACUGAGGAGGAAAAUAAUCUAGAUGAUCAAGACAAUAAUUCUUUACAAUCUACCGAUCAAAAUUCUGCAGCAAAUCAAGACAAUUCAAUUACUGUACGAUCUCCUUAUGCGCAUUCAAAUUCUUCCUAUUCAUCCAUAAAUUCGAAUCGUCCAAAAACAUCAAACCCGUUUUUUGCCAGCUUCACACAUCUUACUUCUCAUAUAGACAAAUUGUUUUCCGAUAGAAUCGAGAUUUUUGGAAUAGUUGAAAUUGGAAAGCCGGGAAUUAUUAUGGGCGUUAUAAAAAUAUUAUUAAAGGCGUGGAUAGAAACCGUUCGUAUGCAAACAAUAACAAAUAAAAUAUUUCAACAAAUUCAAGUGGACUCGGAAUUUGUACGACUUAAGUUAUGGAAAUAUAUUGAAGAUGAGAGAAUAUUGAAUACAAUGUUACAAGAAUUAGCUUCAAGCGCAUUUAGAAGAUGUGCCGAAGAUCCUUUGCCACUGGAAAAUACAGUUAUAGAACAAAUAGCUGGUAGCUUGUAA